Molecule: messenger RNA, 5035 nt
Organism: Conger conger (European conger)
Lineage: Eukaryota; Metazoa; Chordata; Actinopteri; Anguilliformes; Congridae
Gene: fam114a1
Product: family with sequence similarity 114 member A1
Exons: 14
Coding region: 290-2038 (582 amino acids)
Source: RefSeq, a predicted model, not a curated record
CGGCAAAAUAAAGUUCGGAAGUUCCCGAUGACGUCGCCCUCCACAACACCGGGGCAGGCUGCCGACGUGGCGGAGAGGCAGGGCGGAAGAAUAACGCGACUAGCCGGUUGUCAAGCAGAACUGCCUUAAAUCAGGACUCAGAACAGGCUUUGCAUCGGAUGCUACUCCGGCCAUCAGCUGAACUUCCCCACGAAAAACUACAUGGUAACAUCUUGUCCUAGCUCUUGUUGAGUUUAGUUCUCAUUGUGUGAGCCUGCGUCUCUGUGUCUUGCUCCAGCUAUAGAGCACCAUGUCACACUCUGGGGACAGUGCGCCCACAGAGACGCCCCAGCACCUCUCCCCGCCCUUGGAAAGUGAGCCCACUUCUCCAGGGGAGAUGGAGGUGUGUGAUUCCCCCCCUGAGCCUGGCCAGGGGCCCGUGCCGGACAGUGAAGGGAGUGAGGCUGCUGACCCGGGGAGGGGAGCAGAAUCCCAGGGGGACCAAUCAGAGGACACAGCUGGGAGUCAGGUGACGGAGUGCAGCGAAUCAGUGAGCCUGGAGCCAGAGGGGCCUGUGGAGCAGGAAGGCGAUGGACUGGAGGACUCCUCUCACAGCAGAGGCAAAGGCUGGGGAGGUUGGGGGUCCUGGGGAAAGUCUCUCCUGACCAGCGCAACUUCCACUGUGGGCCAUGGGCUCAGUGCUGUGAAGGAGAAGGCGGGGGUCACCAUGCGGAUUCACAGAACCUCCACCUGUGAGGAGGCCCAGGAGGCCGAGGCAGACCUGGCAGCCCAGACAGAUGCAGAUUCCUGUGUGGAGCGGAUGGAUCCUGUGCCCUCCACUAUGGCGACCCGAGGAGUUCUGUCCACCAUCACCAGCGCUGUCCAAAACACAGGCAAGUCUGUUAUAACAGGAGGCCUGGACGCCCUGGAGUUCAUUGGGAAGAAGACCAUGACCGUGCUGGCUGAGAGUGACCCCGGGUUCAAGAGGACCAAGACCCUCAUGCAGAGGACUGUGUCCCUGUCACAGAUGCUGAAAGAGGCGAAGGAGAAGGAGAGGGAGCGGCUGAGCUCCCAGCCUGUCAGCGAGCCCACGGCUCACUACGGCAUUCUCUUCGACGACUUCCAGGGCCUGUCCCACCUGGAGGCCCUGGAGAUCCUGUCCAAUGAGAGUGAGGGUCAGGUGCAGACGGUCCUGGCAGCGCUGGAGGAGGGGAUCUUGGAGGCUCUGAAGAAAGACCUGAUUGCCAUAAAGGAUGUCUUCCUGGAGGGCGACACUGAGCACGAGCAGGAGGAGGAGUCCGAGGAAAACGGUGAACCCUAUUCGCUAACUGAAUUUCCUUCAAGUCUUCCUGCCAGUGGGGAGGAGUUUGUCAGUGUUUUGACAGAGCUUCUGUUUGAGCUGCAUGUUGCUGCUACUCCAGACAAGCUCAACAAGGCUCGGAUGAGAGCACAUGAUUGGGUGAGGGAGGUGUCACACCCCAGUGUGGGGGAGAUCGCCGAAUCAGAGACGAAAGAAGGUCCAAAGGAGGGGCCAGAGGAGGAGCCGGGCAGUGACCCUGCCCCCUGCACCGGCAGUGACCCCACCCCCUCCUCAGGCCAGAGAGAGGAGGACAACCAAAUAGAAAAUGCCGGCCCUAAGACUGUGGAGGGAGUGUACCUCUCCUCGGUGGGCAGUCUGGCUGAGGUAACCGCUCGCAGCAUAGAGCAGCUGCACAAGGUGGCUGAGCUGAUCCUGCACGGGCAAGACCUGGAGAAGGCAGCUCUGGACCAGGCCCACAUCCUCGUCAGGCUGACAGCUGCCAUGUGCAAGGAGGUGGGCUGCCUGUCCAAGAGUUUCUCUGACACCCUGCUCAUCGUGGGGACCCAGAGGAAGGCAGAGGAGCUCAACCCCUUGGUGGACAGCAUCUUGCUGGAGGGUGCCAACAGCACCACCUACAUCCAGAACGCCUUCCAGCUUCUGCUUCCCGUGCUCCAGUUCUCCCACCUCCAGACCAGCCGAACCAGAACCGAGCCGGAGCCGCCCCAAGCCCAGCAACGCCCAGACCAGAGUUCAGACUGAGCGCCAGUCCAUGCGCCUGCCAAUCACUCAGCCGGGCAAUAGUGUCACUACAGGACCCUGUGUGUGUAUGUAUUUAUGUAUGUAUGUACAGUAGUAAUAUAUGUGGUCUUUGGCAAAGAAGGAUAUUAGAUUAAUAGCAGAAAUUCUAGGUAUUUGAGGUGGCAUUUGCAUCUGCUUUGAUGGCCUCUUACUUGGGUUUGCCCUUAUUGUAUGUUUUGUCUUCUCUAUGGUUUUAAAAGCUCCUCAUUUGAGGUACGCAGAGAGAAUAACUGCACUGGGGUGGCAAAUUCUGCAACAUGAUAAUGUACUGACAGUUUUAACAAGCCACUCAUUCAUUGCUACGUAUGAAUUAUUGAUCUUACAAAACUAGGUUGUAUUAUUUCAUUAAUUGUUCAUUCAUUAAUUUGAGGAAGGUACUGGAGGACAGACAUAUGUGCAGUACCCGUUUGAUCAGUUUUCUCAAAAAGGUCCUUCAAGUUGAACUAAUCGAUAAGGCUCUCCUUUUCAUGAUAGCCAACACAAAAUUGGCAAAGGGUUUGUUCUGCAAAAAAUUGUGAGUUUAAUAUCUUCUGUGAGAUUUUGUUCAAAGAAUGAACGGCAGACCUUGGGUGUCGAGCUAUAAACGGCCAUAUUGAUGUAUAGCGCAACUGCUGUGUGGGUUUUUCCGUUCACCGAAGGAAAGAGCUACGGAUAAGCAUACAAACACAGGAAGGUUAUUAGAUGCAAUAACUCACUCCCAGCUUUAUUAUUUGGCUUAAUAUGAUUACUAAGAGAGCAUUACUGCAGGACUAUUUUCUACCUGGAAUACAACUGCAUCGCUGCAUUAUUGUUACAUGUUUGCUGAACAGAAUGAAAUUGAAUAUUGCCAUUGACACUCUGUGGGGAGAGUCAUCCAUCUUACCACAAGCAGUGGACAAAAAAAUGGAAAACAUGUAAUUGACUCCCAAGUUUCUGGAGCCAAGAAACCUUGACUCCAGUGUGGCACUGGUAAUUUCCAGAAAAUUGAGCUGACAAGCGUUGCACGAACCCGGCCUGUAAUUGAGAACACAGCAAACUCAUGUGGGAGGGCUGGAGGCUUUGGGUGCCAGUCUCAUAGCAGCCCACAUAAUUUACUUUGUUGUCAGGUAAAUUAAGUAUAGCAGAGGUGAGUUAUGGUUAUUUAACGAACCUAUAUCUGCAAGACUACAAUUUGUAGGCUUAGGGUGGCAGUUGUGAGGUAUAACUGUAUUAAAAUGAGGGAUCAAAAGCAUUUUCUUUUCAUAUGAAAAGUCAAACCAAAACAAGAUUCAUAUUUUCUUUUAAGAUGGAAUAUUUGUUUAUUUGCUCCAUUUAUUCUUGCACUUUCAGUUUUCAGUCCAAGAAAAUCAAUGGUAUACAAGACACUCCUUUCUUUGCAUUUGUAUAGUUUGAUAAGGAGAGUAGCUUUCAUUGUGUUCACUGAGUAUCAGUAUGCUCACAUUCCAAAGUUGCUUUUUGUUCAUGUUUUAGAAUGUAUUUUGGGCAUACAGAUAUGCUGCUACAUUGUAACAAUGCUCAUGUUCUUAGGCGGAAAGUAUACUGAAACAGCUUUAUAUUUUGAUAAACAGUCAUAGUACAUUGCCGCGGCAGGCCUGUGAAAGGCAAUGGCAAUGUUUCGUUAAUUAAAUCAAUGACAGUUGUUUCAUUAAUUAAAAAGAAUAGAACACUAGAAGAAUAGAAGAAGCUGACGCCUCAUACACUAUAUUUCAAUACUUAAACACAUUGCACAGCAGUUGAAGUCCACAGUGUUUUAUGUAGAUUUUUGAUGUCAAUGUAUUCACCUUUCACAUUCACAUAAUCAGCCUUAGCAUGACGUUUUUGUGAAGAGUGGUCAAAGGGCUUUUUUUCCAUGAAAUGUACAUCUUUGUUUAGCUUUCAAAUCUGAGUGCAUUUAAUGUGGUCUUUAUCUAAUUUCUGAGAUUCUUCUUCUUCUCUCUUCAUUCUUUGGUGAAAAGUUGGAGGAUGAGAAUACAGUGUUGCAAAUAUCGAUAAAUCUGUUACUAAAUGUUUAUAAUGAUGAUGGCAGAUAUGCCAAUGGUAAUGGCUGACCAUGUAGCACUUCUUCUGAAUUGCUUUGUGAAGGGUACUUGGACCGGUCUCUCGUUCUAAAAUCUUAGCUUGCCCCCUCUCCUUUGCAAAUAUGAAGGAUGAAGUGUGUAAACAUGGUCCAUGUGUAUUAUUGUGUAAGUCGAGCUUCAUACUCUCUGUGUGCUAUUUCCACACCAUGGGGAAAUUACACGCAGUACUCUGGGAUCUUCGUUUCUUAUACAGAAAGGUAUAAAGGCAUAAUCAAAAGUUAUAAUGAAAUUGAACAUAUUUCUAAUUUUCUUGUUUUUAUCAUUUACAUAUUUAGUUGGAUAGAUAGAAAUACACUGCUGUGAAAUAGAACUUUAGUCAGUCUAUUUCCCUUCAUUGUAAGCCUCAGUUGCAUGCCCACAGGCAUUCAUCAGAUAGGGCAUAGUUUAUGGCACAAGACACCCUGAUGAAUGGCAGGUCGAAUGUCAGUGUUUGUUUGUAUUAUUCUGUGUCCUAGCAACAGAAUGGUUCAUUUCUUGAAUAUUUGGACAGGGGAUGGCGCCAAAAUAAUUAUUUUAAGAUCUUAUGUUUAAUUACCUACUGCUGGUAGCUCCAAAUAAGUAGCAUAUUACAUUAAAUAAAAGCCUAUUAAUCAUGCCUUAUGCUGUGACAUGGAUGAGUACAGAGAGUACGGUUUGGAUUGGGCUGAAGCCGGACACUGUUCUAUACUGUCCUAUAGUGUCCUGUACUGUCCUAUAGAGCUGCAGAUUGUCACAGGUAAUGAGCCAUUUCGAUGGUGGACUGGGCAUCUUCCCAUCUUUAGAUCUGCUCUGUCUUCUCCUACAUGCUUAUGCCUGAGUGGCCUUACACUGCGGACGUGGUUGCCAAAAAUAACUAUUAAUGCUGGAAUCUUCUUGAGACUGACUUUGAGUGUUCUCUAAAAAUAAAUUUGAGAAACAACAA